AUGGCUUCGACAUACAGCCCGAGCAUGGCCCGCACCGAUUCAAAACCCGUACGACCAGCGCCAUACUAUAAUUACCGCUCGCUACCUGUCGGCAGUAUUCGUCUUGUCAGGGUUGAAGCCCGCUCAACAACUAGGCAGCAUCGAGUUUUCGGCUUGGAUAACCAUAUUCGCAUCUCGAUGCACGAGUACCAGCUAGCGUCCUGCCCUCGAUUCACAGCAUUGUCUUACACCUGGGGGGAGCCUUUCCUGCCUAAGCAAGACGAGGUUGCCCAGAUAUUCACGGGAGAAGCACGCUGCUACCCAAUCAACUGCGGAGGGAAGAUCAUUCUCUGUACCCGCAAUCUCCGAGAUGCCCUACGCAGGAUUCAGUACUUCCAGCAAAAUCGGACAUGGCUAUUAGAAAAGAGCUUGAAAGGCUCUAAACUGGCAGCAUUGCCAGACCCAGAGCUCUUUUGGAUCGAUGCACUCUGUAUUGACCAGGACGACCUACAAGAGCGCGCAGCACAAGUACGCCUCAUGGGCUUGAUCUACCGGACCGCCGAAAGCUGUCUGGUCUGGCUUGGAGAAGAUGGCGUAGCGGCACAAAAGGCAAUUCAAGCUGCUUCACUUUUGACUCCAGAAUUGGAUCUGGUAGCUCAAAGAGGGGCAUUCGACACAGGUGCCAUGCGCUCGAUCCGCGAAAAGUUCCGGUGCUUGAGCCAGCCGUCUCGUUUUGCCCUAACCGAGCUCCUCUCUCGUCGAUGGCUGUCUAGAGUAUGGAUCGUCCAGGAGGCCAUCCUGGCCCGCGAGGUCUUCACAGUAUCCGGACAGCUGGUGUUCGACUUCACGAUCCUCCUCGACCUUGGCCGUAUGUUCAUACUCAUUGGUCAAUACGGGGGUCUGUUGAAUGGUUUUGCCCCAAGCGACGACAUGCAAAGGACAAAAUGCAUUAUGUACGCUCCGAUAACCCUGUCUCUCAUCUGGAAGGCACGCAUGAACUUAGCAGGUCAAACGACGCUCGACGGGGCAGUCAAGCCAGAGUUCCAGUACAUUGCGAAUCUUGUCCGCACUCAAGAGGCCAUGGAUGACCGAGAUAAGAUAUACGGCAUACUGGAAAUAGCUGAAGAGCUAAGAUUAAACUCAAAAUCCAUGGAUGUUGACUACAGCUUGCCUGUCGAGCGUGUUUACGUCGACGCAACAAUAGUUAUUGGUAGGGCACGGAACGAUCUAUCAUUCCUAUCUCAGGUUGACGAUCAUGGCGGUCGAAAAUAUCCCCAGCUUCCAUCCUGGUGCCCAGAUUACAGUCAGACAGAACACACUGCUCAACUAGAUGACCACUCUCAAAUGAAGCACCUCGGUCUGAUGGUAGAUAUGAGUACCUUCUGGGACUUGGAAGAGAGACCAAAUAUUGAAUAUAUCGGCAACAAACAUCUUGUUGUUGAUGGUUUCUGCUGCGAUACAGUUGCCCAUUCUGUGGGCAACUCACCUCAGCCAAGCCUUAUCCUGCAGCUGGCUCUUCGCAUCCGUCGUAGCCCGGAAAGAACACGGGUGGAGAGCUUAUGGAGAGGCAUCAUCAGGGAUUUUGUCGACGAUAGUAUCCCACCAACAGUUUUUGGGCUAUUCUUCCCCUGUACCUUGAUUGAACUUCUUGCCACGUUCAUCUGGCCCGAUUGUACGGACGAUCCGUCGACACGUCAAGAACGAUUUGAGGCCGAGUACAAAAGUCUGAUGGCCAUUUGUUCUACCCUGAAAGAGGAAGAGCCUUUGUGCGAGCCAUUCCUUCCCGACUUAGAACGGGCUCGGGAUACUGUCAGUGUCUACAUGGACUCGGAUUCACCACCCACGGAUGACACGAUGGACUCUUUUAGAGAGGCGCUUUUUUCAAACGAAAUCGCACUAAUCACUGCUCGUGCUGAGAAGUUUGGGCUUCAUAAACAACUGAAAGAGUUGAUCCCAUCAAUAUCUGAAAUGAGCAUUGGCCAAACCAAUUUGGAAAUCGCAGGUUUUCUGUCAAAUGUAUGGCUGGGAAAGUCUAUUCGGGCAUCUAACUAUUACCACUAUGUGACAACCAAGUUUCAAAGGUUCGGAAUGAGUCAUUGCUCGGUCCUGGAAGGAGAUGAGAUCUGGAUUCUACACGGCUUUCAUUCGCCUACCAUCUUGCGGCCUGUCCCGAACGGAAGAUAUAGAUUCAUCGGCGAGACCUAUAUCCAGGACUUUGUAUGUGAUGUGGGAGAUAUGGGACAGUGUAAAACUCGAAUCCACAUCGAGUGA
Thyridium curvatum is the source of this 2250-nucleotide messenger RNA. RefSeq lists its product as uncharacterized. The transcript has a single exon. Lineage: Eukaryota; Fungi; Ascomycota; Sordariomycetes; Thyridiales; Thyridiaceae. The coding region runs from base 1 to 2250 and encodes 749 amino acids. The record is from RefSeq and is a predicted model, not a curated record.